AAUAAUUUGACCUUAGUUCUUUGAUUUUCAUAUUUCAGCUCAUUGGAAAAACGCCGCUUGUGUUUCUCAACAAAGUCACUGAGGGAUGUGGAGCUUAUAUUGCUGUCAAGCAAGAAAUGAUGCAACCAACUGCAAGCAUCAAAGACAGACCAGCAUUGGCCAUGAUCACUGAUGCAGAAAAGAAAAACUUGAUUAGUCCGGGAAAGACUACUUUGAUAGAGCCCACAUCUGGAAAUAUGGGUAUCAGUAUGGCAUUCAUGGCAGCCAUGAAAGGAUACAAGAUGGUUUUAACCAUGCCCUCGUACAUACAUUUUGAAACAACUGGUCCCGAGAUUUGGGAGGACACUCUUGGAAAAGUUGACAUAUUUGUGAUGGGAAUUGGCAGUGGAGGCACUGUCUCCGGGGUUGGACAAUACCUCAAAUCCAUGAAUCCUAAUGUCAAGAUAUAUGGAGUUGAGCCUGCUGAAAGCAAUAUACUGAAUGGUGGCAAACCAGGUCCUCAUCAUAUUACUGGCAAUGGAGUUGGAUUCAAACCAGAUAUACUGGACAUGGAUGUGAUGGAAAAAGUUCUCGAGGUUAGCAGCGAAGAUGCAGUAAAUAUGGCUAGGGAAUUGGCAUUGAAGGAAGGUCUCAUGGUGGGAAUAUCUUCCGGGGCCAAUACAGUUGCAGCACUGAGACUUGCAAGAAUGCCAGAAAACAAAGGCAAACUUAUUGUGACUGUUCAUCCAAGUUUCGGGGAGCGAUACCUGUCAUCCGUCCUGUUUCAAGAACUGAGGAAAGAGGCUGAAAACAUGCAACCCGUACCAGUUGAUUAAUAUUAAUGCUUGUAAAAGGGUCUUAAUGGAUGAUCAUUGCGGGCUUCCUUGCGGAAAUCAUUUGUAACCAUGCAGUAACUCUGUUGCAGUGUUCUGUCACAAACGAUAAUAAUAAAAUUUCUAUUCAGUAAAUUGAAUUGCUUGGAAGUUGCAAAUAA
This is a messenger RNA of Carica papaya (papaya), 973 nucleotides long. NCBI's taxonomy places the organism in Eukaryota, Viridiplantae, Streptophyta, Magnoliopsida, Brassicales, Caricaceae. The record is from RefSeq and is a predicted model, not a curated record.